CCGCAGCCGGCUCCCGGCGGGCGCCGCUUCCGCCACGUGUCCCGCCGGGCCCGCUGGUUGCCGCGGCGACGGGAACCUCUCCCGCCCCUUCCGGCCUCGCAUGGCGCCGUCUCUUCCGCUGCGGGGAGUAAUAUGGGGACAAUACACCUGUUCCGCAAAUCACAGAGAUCAUUGGUUGGAAAGUUAACACAUGAAUUUAGGUUGGUUGCAGCAGACAGAAGGUCCUGGAAGAUUUUACUGUUUGGUGCUAUAAAUUUAAUAUGUAUUGGCUUCCUGCUCAUGUGGUGCAGCUCUACAAACAGCAUAGCUUUAACUGCUUACACAUAUUUGACAAUCUUUGACCUUUUCAGUUUGAUAACAUGUCUAAUAAGCUACUGGGUAAUGAUGAAGAAACCCAGCCCAAUCUAUUCAUUUGGGUUUGAAAGGUUUGAAGUUCUAGCUGUAUUUGCGUCUACCGUUCUGGCACAGCUUGGUGCUCUUUUUAUACUGAAAGAAAGUGCGGAGCGGUUUCUGGAGCAGCCUGAGAUACACACGGGACGACUCCUGGUUGGUACUUUCGUGGCUCUCUUUUUCAACUUAUUUACAAUGCUUUCCAUUAAGAAUAAGCCUUUUGCUUAUGUCUCUGAAGCUGCCAGCACAAGUUGGCUUCAGGAACAUGUUGCAGAUCUUAGUAGAAGUAUUUGUGGAAUCAUCCCAGGAUUGAGUAGCAUCUUUCUGCCACGGAUGAACCCUUUUGUCUUGAUUGAUAUUGCUGGAGCUCUGGCUCUUUGCAUUACAUACAUGCUCAUUGAAAUCAACAAUUAUUUUGCUGUGGACACAGCCUCUGCUAUAGCAAUUGCUUUGAUGACAUUUGGUACCAUGUAUCCCAUGAGUGUCUACAGUGGGAAAGUUCUACUCCAGACAACCCCACCUCAUGUGAUUGGCCAGUUAGAUAAACUUCUUAGAGAGGUUUCAACUUUGGAUGGUGUGUUGGAAGUUCGAAAUGAGCACUUCUGGACGUUAGGUUUUGGCACUUUGGCUGGAUCGGUCCAUGUCCGAAUUCGGAGAGAUGCAAAUGAGCAAAUGGUCCUUGCCCAUGUCACUAACAGAUUAUACACAUUGGUCUCUACCUUGACUGUUCAGAUUUUCAAAGAUGACUGGAUCAGACCUACCUUAUCAUCUGUGCCUAUUGCAAACAACAUUCUGAACCUUUCGGAUCAUCACGUUAUUCCAAUGCCGUCUUUGAAAGCUGCUGACAAUUUGAGCCCUGUUACCUCCACUCCAGCUAAGCCCAGCAUUCCACCACCAGAAUUUUCUUUUAACACACCAGGCAAAAAUGUGAGUCCAGUCAUCCUUCUAAACACUCAGACAAAGCCCUAUGGAUUGGGCUUUAAUCAUGGAUCUGCACCCUACAGCAGUGUACUCAGUCAAGGACUUGCAAUACCGGGAAUUGGAGCAGCUCAAGGAUUCAGAACUGGUUUUGCAAAUGUGCCAGGCAGAUAUGGAACAAACGCUCGUGGUCAGCCCCGACCAUAAUAAACACCAUUAUUUAUUAUACUUAAGGGUAUUGACUUAAUUAUUUUAUUACCCAAUUUUUAUGAACAUUUGGAAUGUCACAUCAUUCUGAAUGGCUGGGAACAAGUGCAUUGUUCAUAUUCAUGAAGUGGUUUAAAAGCAGUUUUUUCCUUCGCAUCAGCAGUAGCCUGUGUAAUGCCACAGAUAUUUUGCAGAUUUACAGUACUUUACAAGUAGUUUUUAUAGGGUGUCUAUUUCUAUUCAUCUUUUUUAUCCACUUUUCUUCAUUUAUCCAAGAAUGUAUUGAGAUGCAGCACAACUCCAUAAGAGAAUGAAAUUGUGACCAGGUAGCAUUUUUUUUCCUGAUGAAAAUUACUGAAUGCUGAAUAGCAGAGUGUAGGAAAUGGCAGAAACACAAGUCCCAAUUUUCAGACAUGUUUGAUUGCUGUAUUAAGCCAUGUUUGGGCCAAAUCACAAUUAGGUUUUGGUUGCAAAAAUCCAUCAAUAUUCAUGUUGUGGCCAUUGUGAAAGCAAUCUGGCAGUUCAGGUUGUAAUUGAUUUUGUGAUACCGUGUUUUUACAUUUUUAUUGAUGCUUUUAUAGAAAUUCAGAUGGUUCAGCAACCAUUUUCUAGUUGUAAGUAUUCCAUACUCAUCUCUGAUAUUUCUUACUUUUUGGUUUAACUGCAAAAUUAUUUAGCAAUAUACUGGGAAAUAAAAUACUUAAAACUU
Molecule: messenger RNA, 2224 nt
Organism: Zonotrichia leucophrys gambelii
Lineage: Eukaryota; Metazoa; Chordata; Aves; Passeriformes; Passerellidae
Gene: SLC30A6
Product: solute carrier family 30 member 6
Exons: 14
Coding region: 133-1515 (460 amino acids)
Biological process (GO): transmembrane transport; zinc ion transport
Cellular component (GO): Golgi apparatus; membrane
Molecular function (GO): monoatomic cation transmembrane transporter activity
Source: RefSeq, a predicted model, not a curated record